ACGACGUUUCAGUCCUUUGCCGGUGUCAUUGUGGAUGCAAUACAACGGCAAGACUUGAUCAUUAUUUAUUGAUGUUAUAUUUUGUAAUUUAUUUUCAGGAUUAACUGUAUUCUCUACUUGAAUUUUUAUUCGGGAUAUAUUUAGCGGCGAUACAGCUCGCUAGUUAUAUUUAAAAUACAGAUCCGCGGACUUAGCCCUCGCGUUAGCACGCUAGCUGGAUGAAAAGCGAUAUCUCUUGUUUAUACAGCGUGGAUCCAUAGCACUGUCACCGGAGACGUACAACGCCGAAACGCCAAGGCAAAUUGGAAUAAUUGGACAUAUCUUUUAGGAUUUUACUCGGGGAAAAAGGAAUGCUGCUCUCCAAGCUUAACUCUUUUGCUCACAUCUCAACCGUGGAUAUGCCGGCGAAAAUCCAGCUUCAAGUUCAACAAGUGAAAGAGAGGGAACCGUUCGAGAAAGUUUACCAGGUCGGCGCUGUGUUGGGCAGCGGCGGGUUCGGCACGGUGUAUGCUGGUCUGAGGAUUGCUGACGGAGCGCCGGUUGCCAUCAAACAUGUGGCGAAGGACCGGGUGUCCGACUGGGGAGAACUGCCGAACGGUUCUCGUGUUCCCAUGGAGGUUUUGCUCCUGAAGAAGGUUGGCACGGGUUUUCGGGGUGUGAUCAAGAUGCUGGACUGGUACGAGCGCUCAGAUAGCUUCAUCAUAGUCAUGGAAAGGCCAGAGCACGUCAAGGACUUAUUCGAUUUCAUCACGGAGAAGGGCGCCUUGCCGGAGGAGCUGGCCAGGAACUUUUUCCGUCAGGUUCUGGAAGCGGUUCGGCACUGUCACAACUGCGGCGUGGUGCACAGAGACAUCAAAGACGAGAACAUUUUAAUCGAUCUGCGAACGGGCGAGAUGAAGCUGAUUGACUUCGGAUCCGGGGCGCUGCUCAAAGACACUGUAUACACCGAUUUUGACGGCACUCGAGUGUACAGCCCACCGGAGUGGAUCAAGUACCACCGGUACCACGGGCGGUCCGCGACGGUGUGGUCGCUGGGCGUGCUGCUCUACGACAUGGUGUGCGGAGACAUCCCCUUCGAGCAGGACGAGGAGAUCCUGAGGGGCCAGGUGCUGUUCCGCAGGAGAAUCUCCACAGAGUGCCAGCAGCUGAUCAAACUGUGCCUGUCCCAGCGGCCGGCCGAGAGGCCGUCCUUCGAGGACAUCAUCAAUCACGCCUGGAUGCAGGACGCGUCGGCCCCCGCGGAGUCCACCGAAAUCCGGCUGCACAGCCUGAGCCACGAGCCGUCCGCCUUCCCCGCGUCCAGCAGCUAACCGCGCGCACACACACGCAAGCACGCGCGCCCGUGCCGGCACAGCCGGGAGCCCGAGCAGGAAGCGCCGGGCCCAGCACCUCCCCCCACUGAUGACAGGCACCACGCAACCCUUUUUAUUUUAGUUUUUACACAUUUUUUUAACUUUUUUUUUUUUUUGCACGAAGGCCUGAAUUCAGUGACAUUGCCGCGGCGGGGUCGCGGUUCGGCGGUAAAGCCACCGGCCGCAGGCCCGGUAACCCCGUGGGGGUCCCAAUCGCGGCGUGAGCCUGGGCGCCACGGUGGUCGCCGGGCGGGGCAGCGCGGGGGCGGGGCAGGGGGCGACCCGUCGCCUUUUUCUCCUUUUUUGUCCUUCUGGCUGAAGAGGAGCCGUCCCCCGCAGUGACUGCAGGGACCUCGUCUCCCUCUCCUCCACGCGGGCACGCUGUCACAUGAUGCAGAAUGGACCAAUCCCAGCCGUGAGCCGCUGAGUCUGCACCGCCCACACAGACAGCCUGAGCUGUCCCCCCCCCCCGCCACGGCUAUCCGCCCCGCCCCCCCCACCGGCGUCGGGGCUCGGAGAGAGAACUCAGAGAAGAGAAAACACACGUCACGUUCUAGCACCGGACAUUUCUCCUGCGUCUAUACUAGUGCCUUCCAUGUGAGUUGCAUCGUCGGGGACUGAGGAAAAUACUUGAAUUUUGAAAAGGAGAAGAAGAAAAACAGGAAAAAACAAAAAGAUUGCUGUUCUGUAAUCGCUGACAUCACUCUGUUCCUUAACCGGACUUUUCUUUAGGCUUCCGUCUCACUAACUGGCCCCCGGGGGCAACCUCUGCCCCCCCCCGGCCUUACACACGCGUCGUCAAUAGCAACCGGAAUAACCUCCUGACGAAAUUGUGCAAACUCCAACUGAAAUACUUACCUCACGCUGGCGGCCAUCUUGGCCUCACCUCUCCACCCCUCGUUUCCAUAGCUACCACUCACGUAGUCGUGAAUGCACACAGCAAUGCAACCACAAUAACAGAAUAACUACAUUCGUGUUCUAAAGUAUGUUCUUUUUGUUAAUUUUUGUACAUAUGUACAUUUAUUUGUCAUACUAUAAAAUUCCGAGAUGGAACGGUUGUAAAGAUAUUUAUUUGUCUGACUUUUUGCGCUCAUACAAAAGCAAUGUGGGAUUAUUUAUUUAUUUAAAGAGAAAUAAUUUUUUGUCAGCAGUUUAUUUCAUUCCACACUGUUAUUGAAGGGCCCACAGAUUAUUUAAAUCUAUUUUUAACCAUAUUUAUGGCUUAAUUUUUUAAAAGACAAUUUAUGUGUGUAAAUAACCUUCAAAGCACUUCUGUUUCAAUGCAUGGUGUAUUGAAUGUCUACUGAAAUGGUAAAGAAAACUUGUUUUUUGUUUACCUAUUUUUAAAAGAAAAUGUCUGCUGUGCAUUUGUAUGGGUUGCGAAUGUCCCCUUGUAAAUACUGUGUUCACUAGCAGUUGCAUGAUUGCAGCUUGGAUUUUUUUUUUUCAUUCAUUUGAAUUGGAUUAGAAUUGUAAAUGAAUCCUAGAAUCAAAAUUAUUUUUUUAUACAAUUUCAAUAAAUAUUUUUUUUAGCCUUAA
Molecule: messenger RNA, 2891 nt
Organism: Anguilla anguilla (European eel)
Lineage: Eukaryota; Metazoa; Chordata; Actinopteri; Anguilliformes; Anguillidae
Gene: pim1
Product: Pim-1 proto-oncogene, serine/threonine kinase
Exons: 6
Coding region: 351-1310 (319 amino acids)
Biological process (GO): protein autophosphorylation; negative regulation of apoptotic process
Cellular component (GO): cytoplasm
Molecular function (GO): protein serine/threonine kinase activity; ATP binding
Source: RefSeq, a predicted model, not a curated record